This is a messenger RNA of Mugil cephalus (flathead mullet), 8141 nucleotides long. It is a transcript of the gene celf1, whose product is annotated as cugbp, Elav-like family member 1. The transcript is spliced from 13 exons. Lineage: Eukaryota; Metazoa; Chordata; Actinopteri; Mugiliformes; Mugilidae. Gene Ontology annotation, molecular function: mRNA 3'-UTR binding. The record is from RefSeq and is a predicted model, not a curated record. Gene Ontology annotation, cellular component: ribonucleoprotein complex; nucleus; cytoplasm. The coding region runs from base 329 to 1891 and encodes 520 amino acids. Gene Ontology annotation, biological process: mRNA splice site recognition; regulation of alternative mRNA splicing, via spliceosome.
CCAGUCCUAGAACCCGGAAAGCCAACCUGAAGGCCUGUCACUUUUUGUCUGUCAUUUGUGCGCCUCUUCCAUCUGAAACGAAGGUGUUUCCUUUGCCAGGUUGAGUAUUUUGUAUUUGUGUUCCAGUGGACAGGUUUUCCAUGUGGAUUGUUUUUUUUUGUUUUUUUUUUUUGGCAAGCUGGUUUUCCUCCGUGUUUUGCGCACUGUUGCCUUAUUAUACCAAUCGCCAGGGACAAUCUGGACUUUACCACUGACAUCUGAUCACUGUGUAAGUUUGGCUUCACUGUGUUAAAAGAAGAAGAAAGAAAAAUAUCCAGAUUUUGUCAGCAUGGCUUCUUUUAAGCUGGAUUUUCUCCCUGAGAUGAUGGUGGACCAUUGCUCUUUGAAUUCCAGUCCUGUUGGGAAGAAGAUGAAUGGGUCUCUGGACCACCCCGACCAGCCAGAUGUUGAUGCCAUUAAGAUGUUUGUGGGACAGAUUCCACGGUCCUGGUCUGAGGAGCAGCUCCGUGAGCUGUUUGAGCCUUAUGGAGCAGUCUAUGAGAUUAAUGUCCUCCGAGACCGCAGCCAGAAUCCACCACAGAGUAAAGGCUGCUGUUUUAUAACGUACUACACUCGAAAAUCAGCCUUAGAAGCACAGAAUGCCCUGCACAACAUGAAGAUUCUACCAGGGAUGCAUCACCCAAUCCAGAUGAAGCCAGCUGAUAGUGAGAAAAACAAUGGUCUGUUUAAUGUUGUGUUAAAUACAGCAGUGGAGGACAGAAAGCUGUUUAUUGGAAUGAUCUCCAAGAAGUGUAACGAGAAUGACAUCCGACUGAUGUUUUCGCCAUAUGGACAGAUAGAGGAGUGUCGGAUACUUCGAGGCCCUGAUGGACUGAGCCGUGGUUGUGCGUUUGUGACAUUCACAGCUAGACAAAUGGCCCAGUCAGCCAUCAAGUCAAUGCAUCAGUCCCAGACUAUGGAGGGCUGUUCAUCACCCAUCGUAGUGAAGUUUGCCGACACUCAGAAAGACAAGGAGCAGAAGCGCAUGGCCCAACAGCUGCAGCAACAGAUGCAGCAGCUCAGUGCUGCUUCCAUGUGGGGGAAUCUCACUGGACUCAACAGUCUCGGUCCACAGUACCUUGCACUUUACUUACAGUUGCUGCAACAGUCAGCCUCUACAGGGAAUGCACUGAACAACCUGCACCCUGUUUCAGGUCUUAAUGCCAUGCAGAACUUGGCUGCUUUAGCAGCAGCAGCAACUGCUACCCAGGCCACACCUACGGCUUCCAGUGCCAUGACGACAUCCAGUAGCCCCCUCAGUGCACUAACAAGCUCAGCAGGCUCCUCUCCCACGUCCAGCAGCAACUCUUCAGUGAACCCCAUGGCUUCUUUGGGGGCCCUGCAAUCACUGGCUGCUAGCGCUGGAGCUGGACUCAACAUGGGUUCCCUUGCAGGUAUGGCAGCGCUGAAUGGCAGCCUUGGUUCUGGAGGACUAUCUAAUGGCUCAGGAAAUACAAUGGAAGCACUGAGCCAGGCCUACUCAGGCAUCCAGCAGUAUGCUGCUGCUACACUCCCCAGCCUUUACAACCAGAGCCUGCUGUCCCAGCAGAACGUCUCAGCCGCAGGCAGCCAAAAGGAAGGUCCAGAAGGCGCAAACUUGUUCAUCUACCACCUGCCCCAGGAGUUUGGAGACCAGGAUCUGCUCCAGAUGUUUAUGCCGUUUGGAAAUGUCAUCUCUGCAAAAGUCUUCAUUGACAAACAGACAAACCUCAGCAAGUGUUUUGGCUUUGUGAGCUACGACAACCCUGUGUCAUCACAGGCAGCCAUCCAGUCAAUGAAUGGUUUCCAGAUCGGUAUGAAAAGACUGAAGGUGCAGCUGAAGCGCUCAAAGAAUGACAGCAAGCCCUACUGAAGGUGCUGAGGCACUGCAGACUUAGUUAGGCAGGGUGGUGUUAUGGUAAGUGGAGUAUGAAUAACCAGCUGAGACUGGUCCACUCAGACACAUGUCUGUGCAUUACAGGGCUGCUGCACUGCCUCUCCUGGUCAUUAUAACAUGGCCAGUCAAAGAGACACAUGCAAGAGUUUUCAGUAUAGACUGGAUUCUCCCUGUGUUUUUUGUGGUUUAUGCACUUUGUUUUCCUUUUAACAAAUAAGAGAAACAGGUGUAUUUUAAUUUAAGUUAAAUGGUGUCAGUUUGCUGUGGUAGUUGAUACAAAUAUGAGUUGAUUGUUAAGAUAUUUUGCACGUUGACCAUGAGGUGCCAAAACCGCUGUUCUCACUUCCUGUUCACUUUCUGCUCCACCACCCAGACUCAGCAAAAAGCUGAUCAAAGCAGCUGAAAAACACAUUUAGGUUUGAUUUGGAAACCCAAUUCAUUCAUUCAUUGAAGUCUUCACAAAUCCUGCAUGCAUGAUUUCCACUACUUCUGAAUGAGGUCUGUGUGUCAUCUCAUGAUAUGGACCAUUGAUUUGAUAGAUACCUUAAUUAGAUUGGACACAAAGUAACGUACAGAAGCUCAGAUUGUUUAAAAGGCAGAGCUCCAUCAAAGCAUGUGAAUGGCAUUUAGACAUAUAUUGUAUUUGUAAAAUGUGUGGUUGUGUUUGUGAUAGUUAAGACGCCUCUUUGUGCCAUGGACAUCUUUUUUUCUGUUCUCUGGUUUUUCAAAUCAGAGUUUAAGUCAGUGAGGUUAGCUUAAGCCACUAACUCACAUCCUCCCAUUAUUUCCGUGAUAGGGAACGGCUGUUGUCCACAGAUUGUUAUGUCACCAGUGUCACCUUGUUUCUGAGCUAAAUCUAAUGGCGUUUCAUUAAUGUGUGAUUGUGUUUGGUUUGUAGUCUGGGUGGAGCAGCUGUUGCAUGGCUAACACUAAUUAAGUGGCCGUGGGUGGGUGGCAUUUGCAUAUGGUUUGUUUGGAAUUCUGUAUGACGUGAAUAUUAUACUUCCGUCAAGCAGUGGACACAUUUCUUGUGCUUUUCUUUAUCUGGUCAUCAAUAAGAUCAUUUGGAAUUCUGUUGAAAUAAAAUACAUUUCUAGACUUUCUUCUUGAAUGACAGGUCAAAGGGCAGGCUGGUGUGGGCUGUGAAGCCAAACUGUUAGCUGUCGUUCAGAAAUACGGUAACCUCUGGCAAUAAAACCAAACUUCGUAGGCUUAUUCCACUCCCCCAUCAGUCUUGUCUGUUGCUUUAUAUCAAUACUUUUUAUGGUUUUAGUUUGCCUCUGAAUUAAGGCAUAUUGUAAGAAUCCAUCAACAAAUCCUCAGCUACUUUUCCACUAGUUAGUAGCUAGCUCAUCUACACCACUAUGUCUCGCACUGAAGAUCUGCUGUUAUUGGAGAAUUUAUAUCAAAUUGCAAAGACAAACCUGGCUGUUGCUUUGGCAUCCAGGAAAUCAUGUUUUUUAUAUAGAGCUAGGAAGCAAGACAAAUGUUGAGAUGUAUAUUUAAACUAUUAUGCUUUUUCUAUUUUUAUAUAGGUUUUAUACUGCCCCUGUGUGUUGGGGAGCUAUUUAUUGCCUAAAUUAUUUAUCUGAAUUGAAAUUACUUUGAAAGAAAAAUGUGAAGUCUGCAGCUCCAUUGAAUCUCCUGGUGUGUGUCCCCUUUACUCCUGUUAAGUGUUGCUUCCUUUGGGUGAUGUUUACUACCAGUCAGCCUGUGUAUGUAGGAUCCUUGAGUGCCACUACAGACUCUGUCAUACAUGCCUUCAUCUAAAUAAAUCGCAAAAAAAUUCCAAAAACAUAGGGGGCACAGCUUAUUAUAGAAGUGAGUUUUAAUAUGUGCCUGUCGGUCUGGUCUUUCUGUAUGAAUUAAUAAUUACUGUCUCAUGCUCCAGGCCAAAUAGUGAGCAACCCUAUGCUAUUUCUAAUAUUGGACAUAAUUUAAACAGUGAUUACAGGUCCAAAUCCAAAGAUUGAUUUUCCUGCUGUACAGUCACAUACAACAGUGUGAUAUGAGUAUGUACAGUUUCCCAUUGCUAAAUGGUCUUUCAUCAAAAAAGAAAUUGAAGGUCACUGUGUAUUGUGUAAUAUUAUUUUGUUUACAUAAUGUUAUGCUACCUUUGUGCUUGAUAUAUUGAAUGCAAAGGCAUUCUUUACAAAAUCCAAAUGAGUCAGGAACUUGUGGUCUUGUAAUAUAUGAAGACACACUUUAAAGACAAAAGAAAAACUGCCUUUAUUCACAGUAGGAGGAUUUACUUCAUGGGCAAUUUUUGACUUCUUCCGGCUGAGUGCUGUAAAGUUAAAUAAUAGAUACUACAAAGUGCCAAAUCUCAGUGAGAUGUUUUUACUUUGAUUUUAUAUAUAUAUAUAUAUAUUUUUUUUUUUUUUUUUGAAAGUUUACAUAAAAAACUGAAAGAUCUGUGUGUGAAAGUUUGCCCUUAGUGCCCAAAAACAAGAAUAGAAAAUAAAUUAGGUGGAUGGCUGCUAAAUUUCAACAUUGUGCAUUAAAGUACACUGUGGUGGAGACAUCUGUGAAGGUGGGGAAUAGAAAGGUCCAGUUGCCUUUUCUUGUGCUUUCUUUUAAAUGAACCGAGAUUUGACUACAUACAGUGUGUAGGCGGCUCCACAGGAAAACUUGAACACAGCAAACAAUCUGGCAACAAAAACGGAGCACAUUUGGGUCAUUUGGAAGACUGGAAAGUAACUCUUAAGUAAGUUAAUGACUAUCUUGUCUAUGAUCAAGAGAAAAACAUGUGACUGUAACCUCAGAAUAUUAACCACCAACCAUCAAGUCUCAACUAGUAUUCAGUUUUAAGCUUGCAAAAGUGGAGUUCAUCUGGACUAAAGAAACAAUAACAAUGUCAGGAUGAGACUACACUAUUUAAAAGAGAGAUGCAGAUUUUCACACAUAACAGAAAAAGUGAGAUUUGCACAAAGAUUCUUUCACAGGCAGAUGAAGUAGCUAUGCACUAUGGAGUUUUUACAUCUUUAUUUAAUAGUAUAAUAUACAGUCAGUUACUGGUUACAACAAAUCAGGAUCAAAACAGUAAUUGUCCCAGUGUUUUUUAGAUUUUAGAUACUCUACUAGACUGUUGCUGCUUUUCCAAAACCCUGUAGGCCUGUUGUUCACCUGCAUGUUGUCACUGAUUAUGUGCUAGCAUUGUGUUUAGGUUGUCUGUGUGUGUGUGUGUGUGUGUGUGUGUGUGUGUGUGUGUGUGUGUGUGUGUGUGUGCCAUCUACUCCAAUUUCCAUUAGCAUGUGGCUUGUCCUCACUGUUCAGUGUUUAGACUGUAGUAUCCCCCACGCAAAAAUGCUCAUUCUUGGUUUCUCUCUCCUGUCUGUGUUCCAUUGCUGUUUAACCCAGGUGUGUCUCCCUGUUGUGUUUUUCUUUUUGUUUUUUCUAGAUCUCUUCCUGUUUGCCCUAGCAUGUUGAUGUGGCGUCACAGUUCAUCGUCCAGUCCUUGUCUUCUGCGCUUCUCUGAUGCUUCCAAUUUCACAUUUGACCUUGUGUUUGGCAUUGAUUACCAGGAGGUUUUGUUUUGUUGUUUCCCAUAUGUCCUGUGUGCUGCCAACGCGGGCACUAGAAAGGCUGCCACUGAGCACAUUUCAGAGUUACAUUAAAACUAUUUCAAGCAAAAGAGAAAAUCUAUUUUUCUAGAACUGACUGAUGUAACCACUAGACUUCUGAAAAAUCCCUUUGAAUCAAGUCUAACUUUGUUUUUAUCUACUGUAUUGUGGAGCAGUCCUUCCAGUGCCCUAAUCCUCUGGUUUUGUUGUAUUGUUGUGGGAGAGCAGCAGAUCUAUCUUUAGGUAACGUGUGUGAGUGCUGGUGUGUGUGUGUCUCUCAUAAGUUAAACAAAUUUCAAGCAAGUUGGAGAUCUCAUGUUGUUGGACAUUGUACUUUAAUGCUAGGCUGGCAAAGGGCCAAUCCUUGGGAGGAGGUAACAUUUGCUAUCAGUGUACAAAUCAGUUUUUACUUGAGCCUGUUGGCUCAAAGAACAUGAUGCUGUUCUGCUCUCAGAAUCCACAGGAGAGUCUUUUGUCACAGUAUAUUUAGUAUGCAUGUUGUGUUUUUUUAUAUCUGCACUGAACUUCUUGGCAAAAUGUGAUCUAGUUUGUGUUAAGUUAAAAUUAAUUAAUAAACUUGUGCCAAAUGUUUUGCACAAUCACUAUCCCCCUUUUUAUUGGACUUGCUUUCCUGGUCAGACUAAUGAUGGAAACAGGGGUUGGUGGUGUGGCAUCAUAUACAACAGGCUUUACUGAAGAAUUCAUGUCAGCUGGUUGCAAAAUUAGUUUAGUGUGUUAGCAAACCAGUAUCCAACACAAGUGGCUUACUCUGAAACUGGUGAGUAUUGCGUUUGAGUGUAUUUCUUGAAGAUAAUCAGAGACCCUACUGACCCACACUCAUUUGGAGUCUGUUCCUCUGACCAGUGGAACCAUUCAGUAAAACUCAGUAAAACUUCAGUAAAACUUUAUUUUACUCAGCUCAUGGUUCUCUCCAGUAAAUUCAGUUGUUAGUGUGAAGUUUAGUUUUUUUUUACACUGUCUGUGAAGUGCUACUGCAAUCCACAAAAUCACUUAGUUCAAGGCAGGGUAGCGGAGUAUUAAAACUGAAAUUCAUUCAUAGACUACAGUUCAAUAUGAAACGGAUGGAGAUUAUUAUUUUUCAUUUGUUCAUAUUUCACAUGAGUCUUGUUUGAGGGGGAAACUUAAAGGAAUAAUUUUGACAUCGGUGCAUUUAUGGACCCACACACAUUUGGUGGACUUUAUUAAUAACGUAGAUGCCAAAGAGGCUAAGCUUUAGCCACCAUGUUAUGUCAUUUAAAUUAAACAGACCAGACACCAUUGUUAAGAAGGAAUGCUCCCGUUAACUUAAUGUCACUGUCACCUUUUCAGUGAUGAUGGUAAUUAAGCCAAAGUUGUAAUAUUUAGGAGUCCCAGAAAAGUUGAGGUUUGUAGUUACACAUUUGAUCCGGUGCUACCUCCUACACACUCCUGGCUGCAGUUUCUCAAUUUAUAACGUGCAGCACAAACAGAGAGUCUCAUUUCAAGUUUAUUUUGGGCAGAAAAGACACCAGACAAAAAGAGCAGCAAAGUUACUGCAGUUAGUAACACGCUGUAUGGAAAAAAAUCCAACUCACUGUUUGUCCCAUGUUUCUGAUAUAAUAUCUAACGUAGAGCGAGCCAGUGUAUUGGUCAGGCUUUAUUUGACUAGACAGACAAAGAUGCAAGAUCACUGUAACAGUUUCCUCAUUACACGUUUAAUGUUACAGUGGAAUAUGCCCCAUCCCUUACAUCUUUUGGUCACAAUAAUUUUUUAGCCACAUUUAUAUGGAAUAUAUUAAAAACUUCAAAAUUGAACUUUUCUUUGAAUGGCAUUUCUUAGCUUGUCUUUGACUGCUACAAGUUGAACAAUAGUAGGCAUGGAGGUGAUAUCAGACAGUGGUUGUGUUGAUGAAUAAAAACAUCUAAAGGACUUUUAUUGUCACUUUUCAGUUGUGCUUUAAUUGAUAAUUGCCCUGCUAUUUAAAUAGCCAUGUAGUCUCUAACUAGUGAGCCACAGCUGUCCUGUAAUUUGGAGCGUCAAAUCAUCACGAAGAGGAUCUGGUUUGUAAUAAACAAGUAUAACUUUAUUGCUAAUGCCAGGUGAAGCAGACGUCUAUGUUCCCUGCUGUGAAGCUGGAACAAAAGCUGGAGCAAAAAGUAUUGAGAUGAUGUAACAGGUUUGCAUAGUAUUUCUUCCAGGUGUAACUUGAGUGACCAUGUUUCAUUUUUUGGUAACUAUAUGUUGUGUUUUGCAACCAGCAGCCAUCCUUCUCAAUACUGUGACAUAAAUUGUUUCAAGGUGAAAAACCUGACCAAACUCUGCUCAAAUGGGCAGAGUGUGAACUGGUGAAGCCUUUCUAAGUAUUUCUGUGUAGGUGCCCUUUAUCACUGAGUUAAAUGGAUUUUUUGAGUAUUACCUUGUUGUGGUUUAAAACCAGACAUUGCUGAAUCACUAGAACUAACCCCUUGUUGGUUGUUUAUUUUUUAUUUUUAUUUAUUUUUUUUUUCUUUGGGUUGGACCUGUGUCUCCAGUGUUUGGAUUGUUUUUGAGAUUUGGAUCUUUGCUUUCUGUCCCAAAUGAAGCUGCAGUGCAGUCCAGCUGUCAUUUCUGUUUACUGACUGUGUGAUCCCUAUCGCUUGGUUGAUUGUUCGGUUUCUGUAAAAAUAAAAUGUUUGAAAAACCA